Cervus elaphus (red deer) is the source of this 1695-nucleotide messenger RNA. Its product is annotated as clathrin coat assembly protein AP180B-like. The transcript has 16 exons. Gene Ontology annotation, biological process: clathrin-dependent endocytosis; clathrin coat assembly; synaptic vesicle budding from presynaptic endocytic zone membrane. Gene Ontology annotation, molecular function: phosphatidylinositol-4,5-bisphosphate binding; SNARE binding; 1-phosphatidylinositol binding. NCBI's taxonomy places the organism in Eukaryota, Metazoa, Chordata, Mammalia, Artiodactyla, Cervidae. The coding region runs from base 1 to 1695 and encodes 564 amino acids. Gene Ontology annotation, cellular component: synaptic vesicle; clathrin-coated vesicle; extrinsic component of presynaptic endocytic zone membrane. The record is from RefSeq and is a predicted model, not a curated record.
AUGCCUUGGUCGCCUGAGAUGCUCCGCCUCACGCAGGGUCCUACCCCCCUGAACCCCCUAUACUCGGCCCCGGUGCCUCGCGCCCCUCCCAUCGCCCGGGUCCAGGCUCAGUCCGCUGGCCGGAAGAGGAGGGACCAGCUUCUGCGGCCAUUAUCCUCGUGGCUGGCUGACAGCGACGCACUUAUGGGAUCGUCUGCGUCCAAGGCUGCCCUCGCGGCGACCACCAACGAGCCCACCGAACCCGAGCCGAAACACUUGGCGGAUCUGAUCCAGUACAUAAAUGGAACAAAUAUGAGUGUUGUCCAUCUGGCUGAUAUUCUUUCUGAGAAAACUGGUAGCAGCAGCUGGGUGGUGGUGUUCAAAGCCCUGGUUACUGUCCAUCACCUCAUGGUGUAUGGAAAUGAGCGUUUUAUCCAACAUCUUGCAUCGAGAAGUUCUUUGUUCACUUUACACAACUUUCUGGAUAAAAGUGUCGUAGAAGGCUAUACUAUGUCAGCUUUCAUCAGACGAUAUAGCAAGUACUUGAAUGAAAAGUCACUCGCAUAUAGACUGAUGGAGUCAGACAUCACCAAAACCAAGAGAGGGACAGAUGGUGUGAUGAGAACUAUGAACACUAAGCAGCUGCUGAACACUCUUCCAGUUAUUCAAAUUCAGUUUGAUGCUCUUCUGAAUUUUAAUGCAAAUGCUGAUGAACUAACUAAUGGUAUAAUACAUGCUGCUUUCAUGCUCCUCUUUAAGGAUUCUCUUCGCCUCUUUGCAGCCUAUAAUGAGGGGAUCCUUAAUCUGUUAGAGAAAUAUUUUGACAUGGGGAAGAAGCAAUGCAGGGAAAGUUUGGAUAUUUACAUCAAGUUCCUCGAAAGAAUGACCAAAUUGGGACGGUUCCUUAAAGUUGCAGAGCAAGCUGGAAUUGACCAGAAUAACAUUCCAUAUCUUUCUCAGGCACCCUACAGUUUACUUGAAGCACUAAAACAGCAUUUGGCUUCUCUGGAGGACAAACAUGAUAUUAUGCCUCCUUAUGGCAUGCAGCGUGCAUUGAUUCCCUCCAUACCAAACAAUCCGUUUGUGACAAACUCAGCAAGCAAAGUCUGGUUUUCAGCCCGCAAACGUGUUGAAGCCAGACGGCAAAAUGAAAAAGUCCUAGCAAGUGACCUGGACGGUUCAGUUGUUAGCCUUGUAGCAAAUCUUAACUUUGGAGAAAGCGCAGCUAACAGAUCUGACGUGAAGUGGUAUCAACCCUCAGAGAUGGAAAUGACCAGUGAAAUGAACUGGCAGUUGAGUAACUGCACCUGCAUAUCAACCAUCUGGGACCCAGUUUCUAUUCCUUCCAUCUCCUACAUGGUUCCAAUUCCAAUGAGACUCUCUUCCAUGAUGGCACCUCAAUCCAUGAGUUACACUCAACCAGGCUUAAGGACCAGCAAGGCUUGUGCUGCAUCCAUAAGAAAUAACGUCUCGAGUCUGCUUGAAUUCGAGAAGGGAUCGGAUAGCUUCGAAGGUUAUUCUGGAGGGGACUGUUCCGGGCUGGCAGUGGAGUCUGUUCCAGCUUCUUCCAGGAUUGUCAGCAUCCUUCAGCCCGCCGCCCCACCAACAAAACCCCCGGAAUCCCUUUUCCCAGGACUCGGUAUUGGUCCUUCCCGCAGAGCCAGCCUCGCCCCCGCGGCCCUUCCACGCCUGUCACUCACCCGCGCAGCCAAUUAG